Molecule: messenger RNA, 2199 nt
Organism: Gastrolobium bilobum
Lineage: Eukaryota; Viridiplantae; Streptophyta; Magnoliopsida; Fabales; Fabaceae
Exons: 1
Coding region: 1-2199 (732 amino acids)
Source: RefSeq, a predicted model, not a curated record
AUGGCUCCUGAGACUCCCACUCGAACAGUGGAAGAUCGCUGGGAACACACUCAAGCAGAUGUAGAAAUGCUGAAGGAACAGAUGAACAAGCGUUUCCAAGAAUUGUCAUGCAAAUUGGAUGCAAUCUUUGACAACUACAAAGAACGACAAUCACCAAAUCUUAGUUCUAUUUCCAAUAUGCAAUCCAAUACACGCGAUCAUGCAGCAGCGAAGAACCUGAGAUUGAAGGUCUCACGUUACGAUGGAUUGACAGAUCCACAAGGAUGGAUCUACAAAAUCAAUCAGUUCUUUGACUUCUAUGAUAUGGAAGAAGAGCAACGUUUGAAGAUUUCUCCUUUCUAUUUCGAAGGUAAAGCUUUACAAUGGUAUCAAUGGUUCAACAAAAAUUCCACUAUCAAUUCCUGGCCCAAAUUCCUUAAAUCUCUGCAAACCAAAUUCGGUCCUUCAGAGUUGGAAGAUUCGCAAGGUCAAUUAACCAAACUGUUUCAAACAGGCACGGUGCUUGAAUACCAGGAGCAAUUCGAACACUUAUCCACUCAGGUGGAUGGUCUUUCUGAAUCAUUCCUAGUAAGUUGUUUCGUAUCAGGCUUAAAACAUGAAAUUCAACAUGAUGUCUCUGCCUUUCGUCCUUCUUCCUUGUCACAUGCAAUGUCCCUAGCCAAACUACAGGAAUCUAAGUUACACCUCAAGCAUCACCCACCCAAAUUACAUUCUCCUUAUCCUCCAUUACUGCCCACACCCAUACCACAACCGAGGUUUAACCACAACAACCAUAAUAUCAAACCUACUAUUCUAACUACUCACACCAGCCAAACCACCACCCCAACAAACCCCACAGUUACUCAUAGACUCACUCACAGCCAAAUUCAGGAAAGAAAGGAUAAGAAUCUCUGUUUUUAUUGUGGUGAGAAAUACUUUAGAGGCCACAAAUGUAAACCUUCAGUACAUGUGUUGAUUGUGCCUGAUGAAGACAUUAUUGAUGAUGAGUUGCUUCACAAUUCUGAGUGCUUGGAUGCUAUAUCCAGCUUCCCAACAAACACUACUGACAUAAUCACUCCACAGAUCAGUAUGCAUGCUUUAUCUGGGUUUGUAGUGCCUCAAACAUUACGUUUUAAGGGCCUUAUUGGGAAAUCUGAGAUGUUGCUUUUGGUUGAUGGGGGCAGCACUCAUAAUUUUGUGCAACCAAGAGUAGUUGCUGAACUGCAAUUACCUAUCUUAAAUGAUCGCCAGUUUGAUGUAAUGGUGGGCAAUGGUCAGGUACUUAAAUGUGAAGGAUUCUGCUCAGCUGUACCAGUACAAAUUCAGCAGCAUGUCUUUUUGAUGGACUGUUAUGUGUUACCAAUACAAGGAGCAGACAUUGUACUUGGAGUCCAAUGGCUACAAUUGCUAGGGCCUAUUCUAUUGGAUUAUCAAAAAUUAUCAAUGGAGUUCUCUUGGGGUGGGGAAUCAAUAAAGCUACAGGGAGACCAACAUACCACUUCCAUCUCUUUCAAUCAAUUUCGAAAAAUCCAACAACAAGGCCAGGUAGCUUCCUUAUUUCAACUAUCUGUUAUUGAUGCUAAUCCUACUGUUGUUAGUGAUGAUAACCAUCCAGCUGUGACCAAGUUACUCCAAGAGUUUGAUGAACUCUUCCAAGAACCACAAAAGCUGCCUCCACAUAGACAAUUGGAUCACCAUAUUCACUUACAACCUGAGACCACACCAGUAAACGUGAGGCCAUACAGGUAUCCUCAUUUUCAGAAAGGAGAAAUUGAAAGACAGGUCCAAAUGAUGCUAGAUUCUGAUUUCAUUCGCACCAGCACAAGCCCAUUUUCCUCUCCAGUCCUUUUGGUGAAAAAGAAGGAUGGAUCAUGGAGAUUUUUCAUUGAUUUUCGGGCUUUGAACAGCCUCACUAUCAAGGACAAAUUCCCUAUACCCACAGCUGAUGAAUUAAUGGAUGAAUUGGGUGGUUCCAUAAUCUUUUCCAAGCUGGAUUUGAGAGCUGGAUACCAUCAAAUCUGCAUGAGUCCUGAUGAUGUGCACAAGACUGCUUUUAGAACUCACCAAGGCCACUAUGAAUUUUUAGUGAUGCCCUUUGGUCUCACAAAUGCUCCUUCUACCUUCCAAGCCACCAUGAAUGUCAUUCUUCAACCCUUCCUCCGUAAGUUUGUGGUUGUGUUCUUCGAUGAUAUACUCAUUUACAGCUCCUCCAAGCUGUAG